Molecule: messenger RNA, 687 nt
Organism: Lottia gigantea (owl limpet)
Lineage: Eukaryota; Metazoa; Mollusca; Gastropoda; Lottiidae
Exons: 3
Coding region: 1-687 (228 amino acids)
Source: RefSeq, a predicted model, not a curated record
AUGUUAUUGGUGUUAGUAAUUUGUCAAUUCUUUAUGGUUGGUGUACGAGGUCAAAUAGAUACCUGGAUUAGAGGACAGAAUUCGCUGACUUUAAAUGGAAAAUAUAAAAUAAAGACCGAUGCUACCUCGGUAGUAGCUUGUAGUUUUGAAUGCAGUUCUCAAUUUGGUUGUCGACAUUUUUUCUUUGAUUUCACCACCAACAGGUGUUACCUUAACUCCAAGUUUUUCGACUCUCAAUCAUUGACUACCUUGAAUGCAUCCAGAUAUGAUAUAUCAGGUGGCGAUAUUUGUCCAGCAACUUUCAAGUUGACAGAAGACGGUAUCUGUUUUCUUGUCAUGAACAAUCCAGGGUAUAAAGUUAACUUCGAUCAUGCUAGAAGAGAUUGUCAAGUUUAUGGUGCAGAUCUGAUGGUGAUAGAUAGUCAAAGAAAGCACGAUGUCUUAUUGAAUUAUGUUGACGAAGACAAGCACUAUCUCUUUGGAAUUUACAACAUAACAAUAAAUGGAGAGUUUCUGACAGUAGAUGGUAGAACUGAUGCCGAUUUCACCUAUAGAAACUGGAAUGUAAAUUAUCCAAAUGGUACACAGGAUGCAACAUAUGGUGUGUUUAGAACAAUUGGAGGUGGCCCUUUAUUUCAAUGGAAGAAUGCAAUCAACUUACAACGUUAUUACAUUUGCGAACUCUAA